AUGAAUAACACGCCUGGCACCGAAAAUGAAGAAAGGAACGCAAGGGACACGGGAUCCCAUGCAAAGAGGAAUGCUCAUGGGGACAGCGAGCACAACGGGUAUAACGGGCACAACGGGUAUAACGGGCACAACGCGUACAACGAGUACAACGAGUGCAGCGAGUACAGCGAUUCGUUUGUUGAGCAUCUGUUCAAUGUGAGUAGGAAAGGCCCUAGAGGAAGGAGGAGGAGGGGCAAGCUGUGUGAACAGAACCCCCAGUUUGAAAAUGAGCAAGGGGACGGUAACUAUAACUGUAAAUGGUACGAUGCGGAGGGAGCACCCGGUGGGGGAAGCAGACCCCACGUCAUAGGAAGUGAGCAGGAGCGUGACCCCGCACAGGAAGACGAGGAAGUGAUGAAGUACUACUCAGUAGUGAAGAGCAACAAAAUGAACGAUAGCAUUUUGCAUAACCAAAUUGAUCACCUGCUAUACUUUAAUAACAAAAUGGAGAGUUAUGAGGAAAAACAGAAGAAGUUGUUCCUGGGUUCGGCCAACGAUGAGGAAAUCGAUCCGUCUCUGUACAUCGAGGGGCAGGGCAAAGACGAGAAGGAUGAAGGCGAUGGUGAUGGUGGUGGCGAUGGUGGUGGCGAUGGUGAUGGUGGUGGCGAUGGUGGUGGCGAUGGUGGUGGCGAUGGUGAUGGCGAUGGUGAUGGUGAUGGCUACGCUGAUGGCUACGCUGAUGGCUACGCUGAUGGCUGCGCUGAUGGCUGCGCUGAUGGCUGCGCUGAUGGCUAUGGCGAUUCCCAUGGCACGGCUUGGUUUUCCCAAUUUGUAGAUGACCUAAGUAGGGUGAAAAAAUACCGGCUGACAGAGCGAGCAAAUGGCCCCCCCCCAAGCAGUGACAAAAAAGGGACGAGUCAACCUGAUGAAGUAAGUUCCAGUGUGCGCAGUGACGACUUGGCUGGAAGUAAAAUAGCUCACUCUCUUAACAGCACACACAUCACCUUCACUGAAAAGAGACUGCUAAAUAUUUGCAACAUAAAUUUGAACAAUAUCUUAUAUUGUUACCUUUGCUGCAAUGAGGAGUAUACCUUACUGUGCCUGGAGAGGGGAGAGAAAGCUGUGUAUACGUAUGACUCGUAUUCCUUUGAGAGACUCGAGGGGGAAAGCGAUGUCUCCAGCAAUUUCCCCUCGGAGGAGGGUAGCUCCAGGUCGAGUUCCAUAAGUGACGAAGAGUUGCUGCUGCUUCGGUAUGAUAAUGCGGAGGGGGGUGGCUACUCUGAGGAAUGCGCGGAGGAGGCAGGCUGCUAUGAUGAGGAGGAGGCAGGCUGCCAUGACGAUGAGGAGGCAGGCUGCUAUGACGAUGAGGAGGCAGGCUGCUAUAACGAUGAGGAGGCAGGCUGCUAUAACGAUGAGGAGGCAGGCUUCUAUAGGGAUGACCGCAUUGGUAAGCACGUGAACGACCCCUUGCGAAGAAGACCCCUGCGCAGGAAAAAAACGCGCAAGAGGAAGAAAAAAAGGAACACAAAGCGGAGCAGGCACGGAGGGAAGGGAACCUCCUCCACCCCGUCCUCCGCUGAACCAACAAAAAUGAACAAAGAAGUAGAAUCGUUAAUGAACAAGGCGAACAGUUGCUACAUUAGCCAAAAUUUUGAAGAAUGCAUAACCAUCCUGGAGAAGGUGAUUAAGCUAGCACCCAGCCUACAUGACCCCUUUCAUCUCCUAGGCUUGAUACACGAGAGGGAAUACAAAAGUGUGAAGAAGGCUAUUAAUUAUUAUUUAAUUGCAGCGCAUCUCUCGAGGAAUGACUACCUCUCAUGGUACAACAUCGUUGAGUUGUGUAAGAUAGAUAAACAAUACAACCUCAUUUUGUACUGCCUCUUUAAAGUGCUACGAAUAUAUAAGAAAAAGGUUGCUAAGAGGGAGAAGAAACGGAUGAGAGGGUCCAUCCACGGCGAUGUCGAUUAUAAAGGGAGUCCCCACCGUUCUAAUGCAGACCAUCCUAAUGCAGACCAUCCUAAUGCAGACCAUCCUAAUGCAGACCAUCCUAAUGCAGACCAUCCUAAUGCAGACCAUCCUAAUGCAGACCAUCGGGACACCAUCCCAAAGGAGGAGAACCCCAUUUAUGGUGACCAACUCGGAUCAUCGAAGGAAAACGAACACACAAAGAUGGGAAAAGAACAAAUAAACGACCUAGACCAUUUUUCGAAGCACCUAUAUUUUAACAUAGCCUUUACGUAUCUUUUACUGGAGGACUACAAGAACGCGUUGAAGUGGCUGUUGCUCCUACGGAACACCUACGCAGGGGAAGUCGACACCAUGGUGGACCUGUACGUGUGUGUCUGUCUGAUGGUGAUGAGAAACCCAAAGGACAGCUACCACUUCUUAAAGCAUAUGUUUCUACGGGUGGUGAGGGGGGGAGGAGCAGCAGCAGGAGGAGGAGCGGCCGGGCGUCCCCUCCGCUGCUCCUACGGCCGCUCCGGCAUCUGGUCGUACAAAGAAAAGUCCAUCAUGUGCUUUUUCAUGCAGAGUCAGAUCCUAAACGGAAAGUACGACGAGUGCAUUUUUGUGUACACGAUGGUGACCAGGAUGAGCAGCGAGCAAGUCCAUCUCGACAUUUUCGCCCAAUUUGUGAAGUCCUUCUUGAUGGUCGGCAAUGUAGAUUAUAGCUACCUGACUAAGUGUUACUUUUUGCAAGUCAUUUUGGGAAACUACGUCCUGUUCGAGGAUCUCAUUUUCCACCUCGCUGAGGCAUACUACUCGCGGGGCAUGUUCGAGAGCGCCAUUUAUUUUUACCGACUCGUCUACGCCCGCAGGAAGGGCGUCCUGCGAGGGGGAGGCGGCGUGGGCGGUGUGAGCGGUGCGAGCGGUGUGAGAUGUGUGAGCGGUGUGGGCGAAGCGGCUAGGAGCUACUCUAGCGCCAAUGCAAAUAAUACCCCCUCCCUGUGCGGCACCGGUAGUGAUACACUCGUGGGAUACGACAACGGAGUGCAUUUCCUCACCACAGUAUACAAGCUAGUCAAAUGCUACUACUACCUGCAUAACUUCAACAAGGCAGAAAAAAUAAUCGUCAAUAUAUUAAACAACGAACACUUAGAAAAAAACAACAUCGAAAUAGAUAUUAAAACACUUUAUAUCGAUAUACUCCACAAAACGAAGAGGCAUAACAAAGCGAUAAGUAUUCUCCUAAGCAUUAAGCAGAAGAAACUCCGAUUUAUGUGUUCCAUUCCCAACCCUCUAGGCAAUAAAGAGAGAGAAGUACUUCUAUUAAAAAUUUUGAAUCGAAAAAAUAAACUACUGCUCUACUUGUCUCACAAUAGUUACAUUAUCCACAUGUUCUAUUUAUAUCAAAAGAAGGACAGCGUUUUCUACAAGUAUGAUAAUUUUUUGUCCAACCAGGAUGUGAACGAUAUCAUUAAACUUAGGGAAAAUAUUUGCUUCUGCUACUUCUGUGUUAAGUAUAACUUCAGCAUCUUGGGGGAAUACGUGGUGUUCCUCGCCACCUCCUUUCACAUUUUCAAAAAUGGGAAGAAGCCCGAGAAUCUGGAAAUUGUGCAUAAAGAUUUGAAGAUGGUCGGCACGAGGCUGUACUACAAGGGUGUGCUGGUCUUCGACGUGCAACGGUUCCGCAGACACGUUCAGCGACUCGCGCAGGGAGUCGAGUCGGAAAUAUUUAACAGCAAAAUAAUGGUAAAAUUCUACAAGUUCAGCUACAGCUUCUUUUACUUCCUCUACGAGAUAGAGCAAGACUUCAAGCGAAUACACACCGCCAUGGAGAAGGACAUUAUAAACAUGAAAGGAAAGGGAAAAGACGUGAAGGUGGGGGAAGGGGAGACAGAGUCGGGGGGGUGGCGGUCUCUGUUCGUGCCUCCGGGGCAUAGUAACGUGUGCGGCGAGGGAGGUGAGUUGUCCGGUUGCUCCCCCACCAAGAAAGUUGUGUCUCUCCGCCAAGUGGCAGAUCCCCCCCAGGAAAGUCCCCCAAGGGGGGCGGCGCAACCAGUGGAGCACCCAAAGCGGAGCAAGCGGUUCUCCUUCCUCGUGACGAAGAAAAAAAUGAAUUUUUUUACGUUCGAAAAUUACCUGGGCCUUUAUUUCAGCCUACUGUUCCUAGAGGAGUGCUUCUUCAUCGUGACGACGAUGAACAUGUACGAGGACGCUAUACAUAUCCUGAGCAUAUAUCUAAAAAACAGAAAAUCCAGCAAAAUGAAGUUCCUCACAUAUAUGAAGUCAGUCAAGAAAGAGUUCCAACAACAUAGAAUUAGUAACCCUUUUGUUAAUAUAAAAAUUUAUUUUUUCAACAAUGCCUACUCCAAUAUGAUCAAGGAGGAAAUGAGAAGUGAGUACAGUAAUUUCUGUAAAAUGAAUGAGCAUGUAGAUUGCAAGUAUUUCCUCUUUCGUAUCAACCUGCUUUUGAACAGACUAUACAUAUCAAGUGGGAAUUUCGAAAAGCAAGUAAAAUGCCUGAACGAUGUGUAUAUUUUUAAGAGAAAGGAAAAGGAUGAAUAUAAGGUAUUAAAGUAUUACAGUGAUAUUGUCUUAACGGGUACCUUCUGUCAGAAUUACUUAUCAUCCAUUUCCAAGUCUAGGUACAAAAAUAUUUUAAUUACAUUUCGACUGUUCCUAGUUAGGACUUUACAUUGUAAGAAUAGCAACCCUUUUUUGAUUUACCUUAUUGGAAAUGUGUGCAACCUGUCAUGUAUGAUUGUGAACUCCGUUCAUGAGUACACUCGCGCGUAUGCCUUUUUGCUCAAGGGAAGGAAGGCCAAUCGGCAGCGUUUGCUGCAGUGGAAGCGCGGCUUGAAGGAGGUGAAGGGGGUGAAGGGGGGAGCGACACAGAGGGGGGGACAGGAGGACCAGGUGACUGACUCGCAGGAGAAUUCUCAGUCAGACGGCCAAUCGGACGGACAAGCUAGUGACCAGCCCGGCCAGCCCGGCCAACCCCCUCACUCCGCCGACAACACCGAUGACAACACCGAUGACUCCGCGGAGGAGGAGCUGGAGGAGGAGCAUUUCCUGUUCAGCAAGCUGAAGCUGUGCUCAGAGCGGAGGAGGAAGAACCAAAUGGAGGACGAAUUUGAAACGGUGGCGGACGACCUGAACUUUUUGUUCAGCCUCAUGACGUCGUACUUCAACUACGGAAGUGGCUACCGAGUGCAAAACAGAGAGUCUGUCAUGAUGACCUCCUUCUGCCUCCUGAACGAUUAUAUCACCAAGAGAUAUCAGAAGAAGGUCCUUGACAAAAAAAAAAAGUAUCAAAGAUAUUCUCUGUUCUACAAGCCAUACAAAUAUAUUUACAUCGCAGAAAUUCUGUAUAACUUAGGGAGGGCACUGCAUCAGUUGUCAUACUUCUCCGAGUGCAUGAAACUGUACCUAAGUGUCAUCCGGUUAGUACGUCUGGCAGACAAAGAAAUGGAAAAAAUUUGCUCCUCCAACAAGUUAAACCUUAACAGGAAAUUUAUUUUGGAACAUGUGAUCAACAUGAAUCGCUGCAUGUGCUACACAUGUCUCUACUUUGGCCACAAGGGACAAGCCACUCCCCUAAAAAACCUCGCGAAUUAUUUCAACAAUUUAAACAGUAAGUAUUCAAACCUGUAUCUCCUUUUCUUCGACAAGCGACACCUCCUGUUCUCAGCCUCCUACAACUUGGCUGUCAUUUUUAAGAAGCUCAACAGGUUCGAGCAGGCCAAGUACUUCCUCAGGAACAUUGUAUGGGACUGA
Molecule: messenger RNA, 5697 nt
Organism: Plasmodium cynomolgi strain B
Lineage: Eukaryota; Apicomplexa; Aconoidasida; Haemosporida; Plasmodiidae
Exons: 3
Coding region: 1-5697 (1898 amino acids)
Biological process (GO): transcription by RNA polymerase III
Cellular component (GO): transcription factor TFIIIC complex
Molecular function (GO): protein binding
Source: RefSeq, a predicted model, not a curated record